AUAACCCAUGCUACGACACCACCACCCUCCACACACAUUCUCAAAACUUCCUUCACAGCUCUUCAACAAUGCCACCGAUCCACCGCCAACUCGUGGACCGAGUCGCCAUCGGUCGUUACGAGGAUGAAGUAACACACCCAGGCGCCAUCAAGGCCUUUGUGGCAGAGUUCAUAAGUGCACUCAUCUUUGUGUUUGCAGGACAAGGGUCCGGAAUGGCUUUUAGUAAGCUAACUGAUGGUGGUGCGAGUACACCAGACGGGUUGGUUGCGGCUGCGAUUGCUCAUGGGUUGGGGCUGUUUGUGGCUGUUGCGAUUAGUGCUAAUAUAUCUGGUGGACACGUGAACCCUGCUGUCACUUUUGGUGCCUUUGUUGGUGGUAAUAUUACGUUGCUUCGUGGGAUUUUUUAUAUCAUUGCGCAGCUUCUUGGCUCGGUUGUUGCUUGUUUGCUUCUUUGGUUUUCUACUGGUGGUUUGACAACCUCUGGAUUCGCCUUAAGCGCAGGUGUAUCGGUCUGGAACGCCUUCGUAUUCGAGAUCGUGAUGACGUUCGGACUAGUCUAUACAGUUUAUGCCACCGCAGUCGACCCAAAAAAGGGUGACAUCGGCACAAUUGCGCCUUUGGCAAUUGGUUUAAUAGUUGGUGCCAACAUUUUAGCCGGUGGUGCGUUUACUGGUGCAUCUAUGAACCCAGCGGUCGCAUUUGGGCCCGCCGUGGUUAGCUGGGACUGGGGGAACCAUUGGAUCUACUGGGCUGGACCGCUAAUCGGUGGUGGGCUCGCGGGUGCCAUCUAUGAGCUCAUCUUCAUUAGCCGAUCUUAUGAGCCGUUGUGAGGGUUUUAAUAUAUGUGAAAGUGCAUUUGUGCCCUCGGUAGUGUUUAAUCAUUGAUGUACUUUGUAAGUUGGAGUCUUGUAUCUUCUUCCACUAUGUGAGUUGUGUUUGUUUUGUAUUCGAAUUUUCUUAUUAAAUUUGAUUUUCUUGUGUAACUAUUGCAUAUAUUAA
Molecule: messenger RNA, 999 nt
Organism: Helianthus annuus (common sunflower)
Lineage: Eukaryota; Viridiplantae; Streptophyta; Magnoliopsida; Asterales; Asteraceae
Product: aquaporin TIP1-1
Exons: 2
Coding region: 69-830 (253 amino acids)
Biological process (GO): water transport; transmembrane transport
Cellular component (GO): plant-type vacuole membrane
Molecular function (GO): water channel activity
Source: RefSeq, a predicted model, not a curated record